AUGAAAUAUUUUAGCUAUGUCAUUAAAGACGCUAUAUGCUGUUUGUGUUUGUGUCAACAUUCGUUUCCUCGAAAGCUUGCCUUCGCCUACCUUGAAGACGUUUCUCAGGAGUUUUUGAACCAGAAUGCAACAAGAAUCGAUCAAGUUGUACGGCCGUAUCAUUUUCUCGAAUUCGAUCAAUAUAUCCAACAAGCAAAGAAGAAGUAUGCGGAUAGAGGUAGGUAUGCCAUGUCAGCAGUUUCGAAUGAAUUGCAAGAUGUUGCUCGUAUCAUGGUCAGCAACAUAGAAGAUGUCAUUCACAGAGGAGAGGCUUUGAAUAUUCUUGAAGCAAAAGCUUCCGAUUUGUCUGGACUGAGCAAGAAGUACAGGGAGGACGCUAAAGCAUUGAACAGGAGGUCAAUCUUCUUCAAGAUCGCUGUGUCGUUGGGCAUUUUCGGGGUUAUUCUGCUUAUUGGACGAUUUAUUAUAUUCUGA
Molecule: messenger RNA, 474 nt
Organism: Strongylus vulgaris
Lineage: Eukaryota; Metazoa; Nematoda; Chromadorea; Rhabditida; Strongylidae
Source: the annotation of a GenBank genome assembly